AUGUCCGACAACAACAACGCACCACAGAUGUACGCCACACCCGCCAAGAAGCCAGUGCGCUCUCACACAGCCGACGUCGUGGCUCCAUUGCCCACCGUCUCUGCCUCCUUGAACGGUGGCGACCUCUUCCGCACCAAGCAGCGCCAGAUCGACGAGGCUCGCGCCAACAACGACGCGCAGCAGACCUUCGCGCAGCACCAGUCCGAGUUUGAGCAGUCGCGCGACACGCUGCUCGGCGCCAUCGACAACACCAGCCACCUGCUCGCAGACCUCCGCGACUUCAACAAGAACAAGCGUAUCAUCCACUACGCCACCGCCGACGAUGAGAAUGCACAAAAGCCUGGACCGUCGCGUCCGCAGCUCGGCCAGCACAGGCGCACCCAGUCCAAUGCGCUCUCUCACAGCCCCGAGGAGGCAGACGCACACCCGUCUUCCAGCUCCUCUUCCACAGACUCUACACCGCGUCGAGCACCUCCUGCGUUAAUGCGCGCUUACACCACUCAGCCCGCAGCGCACGCCAGCCUGCCCAACACACCCGCACGCCACACCACCACCGCUCACCACGACGACGACCAAGACUCGGACGAGUCCACGGACAUGUCGGUGCUCAAGCUCGACCUCCGCGUCGGCUCCGUAGCUGCCGAUCCCCACGCACUCGUUCGCUCGCUCGAACGCUCCUCCGUUGCCCAGCUUCUGGACGGACGCAUGGAAAAGUCGGAGCGUCAUCUGGAGAACCUCAAGCAGCGUCUCACCGACACCCAGUCCAAGGUGCUCGUCACCGGUGACCUCAACGCAGGCAAGUCGACGUUUGUCAACGCGCUGCUGCGUCGUCCGCUCAUGCCCAUCGACCAGCAGCCGUGCACGACCGUCUUCUGCGAGGUGCUCGACGCCUCGGAAAGCAACAACGACGUCGAGGAGGUGCACAUGCUCAAGCACGGCGUCAAGUACUCGGCGCGCGACCCCUCCACCUUCACGCGCCACACGCUCGACGACAUUGAGCAGAUCGUGGCCGAGGCCGAGGAGAUGUCGCCCGAAGACGCGCCCAUCCUCAAGUGCUAUGCGCGCGACACGCGUGCCACCCAGGACUCGCUGCUCAAGAACGGCAUCGUGGACAUUGCGCUCAUCGACGCGCCCGGCCUCAACCGCGACAGCCUCAAGACCACCGCGCUGUUUGCGCGCCAGGAGGAGAUCGACGUGGUGGUGUUUGUGGUGAGCGCAGAGAACCACUUUACGCUCUCGGCCAAGGAGUUCCUGUGGAAUGCGUCGCACGACAAGGCGUUCGUGUUCAUCGUGGUGAACAAGUUCGAGUCCAUCAAGAACAAGGACAAGUGCCGCAAGCUCGUGCUCGACCAGAUCCGUCAGCUCAGCCCGCGCACUUACGACGACGCCGCCAACCUGGUCCACUUUGUCGAUUCGCAGGCCGUGUUUGGCGCCGAGGUGGACGACGCCGAGGCUGGCGCGGCACCGGACACGCCGUCGGAGGAGCUCGGGCUCAAGGUGCAGGGCGGUGCUUUGAGCGUCGAGACACGCAGCGCGCAGAGCCUGCAGGCGUUUGCGCGUCUGGAGGCGGCGCUGCGCGACUUUGUGCUGCUGAAGCGCGCCAAGUCGAAGCUGCUGCCAUCCAAGACGUACAUGGUGCGCCUGCUGUCGGACAUUGCGUUCCUCGCCAAGAUCAACACGCAGGUGGCGCAGAUCGAGUUGGCCGAGGCGAUCAAGGCGCUCGAGGUGGCGCGUCCGGAGCUGGCGAGGUGCCAGGCGUCGCAGCACAAGCUGGAGAGCGUGGUGGAGAGCGAGGAGGACGAGGCGGUGACGGCGGUCAUGCAGGAGGCGCAGCGCAAGCUCAGCUCGGCCAUCGACCUCAUUGGCAACGGCAAGCCUGCGGUGGAGGCGGUGACGCUGCCCGCCUACCCGGGUCUGUUCAAUGUGUGGGAGUAUGCGCAGGAGGUGCGUCAUGCGCUCACGUCGUCGCUCGAGCUGGCGCUGCGCUCGGUGGAGGAUACGGCGCGCGGCACGGCGGCGCAGGCGGUGGACCGCGUGCAGAAGCUCGGACUGGCGCAUCUGCCGCAGGACGAGGCGGAGACGCGCACGCGCAUCUUCAACCCGGACGCCAUGUUUGCCAAGCGCCGUGCGAUGCCGGGCCUGGUGGGGCUCGGAUUGGGUGCUGAAGUGGUGGCGGUGCAGCCGAGCGACUUUUUGGACGUCUACCACCACUUUGUCGUGGUGACGGGCGGCAAGCUCACGCACGACAAGCGCACCAAGGACGGCAGCAGCAGCAGCAGCGACGACGAGAUGAGCCUGGUGUCGCCCGUGUCGCUGGGACUGGGAGCGCUGACGCUGAUGGGGAGCAAGGCGCUGGGCGCCAAGACGGCGAUCGAUGCGUUUGUGCGCGUUUCGGAUCUGGUGGGCAACCCGACGGCGCGUCGAUGGGCGGCGCCGGUGCUGGCGGUGGUGUCGACGGGACUGGUGGUGUACUUUAUCUACGACCUGCCCAACAGCGUGCCUCGCAACAUUGGUCGCAACAUCAAGAACGGUCUGGCCUCGGGCAGCCUUGUGCGCGGCAAUGGAAGCAGCAGCACUAGCAGCAGCGGUGGCGACGAGCAGCGCGGCGAAGAGGUGUCGUUUGGUGCGGUGCACUCUGCGCGUGUGGGACGCGAGACGCGCAAGGUGCUGCGUCUGGCCUCGUGGGAUCUGCAGGAGCGCUUCCGCGUUGCGAUCGCCCAGCGCCGCGCCGAGGUGGAGAAGCAGGAGGCCAAGCAGGCGUCGGCCAACCUGGCCAUCGAGUGGUUCGACACGACGACGGCGCGCGUGGGCGAGAUCAAGUCUACGGUCGACCACGUCAAGGGCCUCGAGGCUUGA
Molecule: messenger RNA, 2856 nt
Organism: Moesziomyces antarcticus
Lineage: Eukaryota; Fungi; Basidiomycota; Ustilaginomycetes; Ustilaginales; Ustilaginaceae
Product: transmembrane GTPase fzo1
Exons: 1
Coding region: 1-2856 (951 amino acids)
Biological process (GO): mitochondrial fusion
Cellular component (GO): mitochondrial outer membrane
Molecular function (GO): GTPase activity; GTP binding
Source: RefSeq, a predicted model, not a curated record